Messenger RNA from Schizophyllum commune H4-8, 2868 nucleotides. RefSeq lists its product as uncharacterized. The record is from RefSeq and is a predicted model, not a curated record. Gene Ontology annotation, cellular component: cytoplasm; plasma membrane. Gene Ontology annotation, molecular function: protein binding. The coding region runs from base 470 to 2731 and encodes 753 amino acids. Gene Ontology annotation, biological process: endocytosis; endosomal transport. Lineage: Eukaryota; Fungi; Basidiomycota; Agaricomycetes; Agaricales; Schizophyllaceae. The transcript is spliced from 4 exons.
UGACGUCCAUCAGCGUGCGCCGCGGGGGCGGGCGAGGGUGGACUCUGCACCGCCUCUUGCAUUGCGGGAGAUUAUCCGCUUGACUUCUUGGCUUCGCCUUCCUUCCUUGUUCUCCGUAGUGGCUGCGGAGGGAGUCCUCUGCUGUGGACGAGCGACAUCUCCUUAGACUGAGACGAGAUAACCCUUGCUCGACGUCGUCGACGACGUACAACCGCGUACCGAUCGACUUCGACUUCGCAACUGCUUGCCAUUCGCUCAUCUCCGCCAUCUCUGAGACCCCGUCUGUGACUUGAAGACAGCUCCGGGAACACCCACACUCUCGUCAACUGCUAGCGACGCGCGACCCCGUGAAUCGGAAACGACCACGCCUCCGUCGGGAACAUCCUACCUGCCUCGAUCGCCCACCACUGCUGUACUUCCUCCCGAUCCCUCCUGCUCCCCUCUCUUCACUACUCACUAGCUCCCCACUAUGUCCGCCCCACCUAACUUUGCCCCUACGACCGACGAGCUUGCCCUCGCCGACCGCAUCCUCGCCGUCGCCAACGACGCACAGAACUCCGCAGACCCCACCACCCUGUCCUACUCCCCAACCCUCUCCGGGGACACCGCCGUUGCCAUGUUCUCGAGAGCCGAGGGUAUCCCUCCCGAAGUCCUAUUCCGCAUCUGGGAGAUCGUGGACGAGGGUGGGCAUGGGAGGCUGUCGCGCAACGGAGUAGCGGCUGCGGUGCGAUUGCUGGGGUGGGCGCAGGCGCUGGUAGAGGUGGCGAAGGAGACGUUGGCGCAGGCUGGUCCCCUCCCUCGUUUCGCCAUACCUGAGCUCACUCCUGCAAUGAGCGAUCUGCCCCCCUUUACUCCCCAGAAGCGGAGCAAGUACCUGCAUAUCUUCAGGAUUGCGGGUGCGACGGAUGGAAUUCUGGAUGGCAACAAAGCCCAGGAAUUUCUGAACAAGUCGAACUUGCCGGUCGCGAGGCUUUCGCAGAUCUGGGCCCUCGCCGACCUCCAGCGCCGCGGCUUCCUCGACGGCGCCGACUUCGCCGUCGCGAUGUACCUCACGCAAAACCUCAUGUCGAAGAAGAUGGAGGUUCUGCCGUCUGCGCUGCCUGAUGAGAUCUAUGCGUUUGCGAGGGAAGGGUUGCGGAUGCAAAGCCUACAGACUCAAGAUCUUCCGCCUAUACCGGCAAACGAGCAGCCAGCUUCGCUCACAUCACCGAUCUCACCGACAGCUGGUGCUCGUUCGCCUACCUCACCAACCUCUCCAAGAUCGCCGAGGGAGAGGGUCCCAAUGCCGAUCCCGGAGCUCUCUUUGCCACCAACGUCGCCGGCCACGGAAGUUGCGAAUACGCCUAUGCUCUCUCCCAGGUCGCCCUUCAGCUCGUCCCCUGUUGCUUCGCCUUCACGGCUCUCACGCGCAGGUUCGCCGUCGAGGCUGUCGCCUGCAGAUUUACCCUUGCCCACGUCACCAUCUGCGCCUGCGAUGCAAGUAUCUGCGCCUACAGCUCAACUGUCUGUGCCGGACAGCGGGCCCCGCCGACGCGCCAACUCCGCGGCUAGCUCAUCGACAUCGGCGACAGCGGGUCACAACAUUGGUCAGAUAGAGGGCCCGUCAAACACCUCUGCCCGAAAUGCGCGCACGAUGCCUGUGCGGAGGAACAAGCUCCGGAGCAAGUCAAUGUAUAUGCCGAACGGACCCGCUGCUGCGUUUGGUUCGCAAAAUGUAGAACCUGCACCAUCUAAUGGCAGGCUCGCGCCACAGAACGGAGGGCUCGCGCCCCCUAACGAGGUCGACGAACCUCGCAAGCCCGCUCGUCAGCCGCUCAUGCAUAUGACGAGUGUGCCCGCCGAUCUCAUGCAUACGUCGCGCGAGCUGAUGCAGAGGCCGAUGGAGUUGUACAAUUCCUCGCGCGAGCUGUACCAGAGCUCACGCGAUAUGCUGGUGCCGGGGAAGACGAAGAAGCGGCGGGAGGACCUGGAGAGGCGCUUGGAGGAGGCCGAGAGACGGACCGCAGAGGCUGAAGCUGAGCGCCGGAUGCUUCAGCUGCUAAUGGAGUCGAUGCGCACGGACCUGGAUCGUUUCAGAGGCGCAUCGGAGGAAUUAGGCAUCCACAAGACCAUCAUCGCGGACCUGACGAACGAGAACGAAAGGCUGAAGGGGCAGCUGCGGGACGCGCGCGCAGGAACAUCGCCCUCUUCGCCAAACGGCACCUUCACGACCCUGGAGCAAGAAAACGCUGCCCUCCGUAGGACGGUCGCCGACCAAGAGGAGACCCUCCGCGCCUUCCAGGCUGCCGACUCCGCGGACACCUCGAUUGCGCAGGUACAGGCCGCGCUCGCCCGCGAGAACGAGGCGCUCCGCCACUCGCGCGACGAGCGCGUCGCGCGGCUGCAGGAGGAGCUCGCCGCGCUGCGCUCGGAGCGCGACGCGGACAGGCGGCUCGUGCAGGGGACUUUGGAUGAGGGCGAGCGGUUGAGGGCCGAGAGCGAGAGGGUGCAGGCGGAGAGCGCAAGGGUGCAGGCGGAGGGGGCGCGGGUGCAGGAGGAGCUGGCGGCGCUGAGGGCGAGGGCGGAGGCGGCGGAGCGGGAGGCGGGGGAGGUAAGGGCAAGGCUGGAUGCAGUGCAGAGGGAGAAUGAGAGGCUGGCGGGUGGGGCGCAUGUGGCAGGCGGGCUUGAGCAUGAUGAGGUGGAUGCGCCGCCGCCAGCGUAUACAUUGGUGGCGGAGGAGGCGGUGGCGUGAAGGACAGUGCGUAAAUUAUUUGGACACGAACUUCAGUGCUAUUGAUGCUUCGAGCUCUAUUCUUCUCGAUUCAUGUACAAUUAUAUACCAAGUGGACCUUGUACAGUAGUGAUGGAUAAGCCGUAUCACCAGAAACG